AUGAAAGAAGAAGCAAUUGAUGAACCACAAUUUUUCUUUGGGAAGUGUUUAAGAACAAUGAAAAGUAUGGCGACAACAUUUAUUAUGUUUUUUGUCAAUGGAUUGAGAGAGUUUGCACCGGCUGGUAUACCAAAGAGUAAAUUGAUUCCUUUGCUUAUGAUGCUUGGAAUCGAAGGAGUAUCACUAACUAAUAUUAACUCUUAUGUGGGACUCCUAUUAGUGGAUAUGGGGACAGUCACUGAUGUGAAUAACUCCGGGUAUUACAGUGGGAUAUUAAUGGCAGCAUUUCCGUUUGCCCAGUUUUUAAGUUCAUACCUUAUAGGUGCACUCUCAGACAAUAUUGGGAAAAGGAAAAUCAUAUUAUUGGCGACGUUUGGGAUCUUUGUGACGAAUUUUCUCUUUGGGUUUUCGUUCAACUUUUGGUUCAUUUUUGCACUUCGAUUUUUGAAUGGGAUGCUGAAUGGCAAUAUUGGGGUGGUCAAAACAUAUUUAGCUGAGAUCACAGACAAUACCAACCGAGUGCAAGCAUUUAGUUUAGUUGGGCUCAUGUGGUGUUUAGGUUCUUUAAUUGGAUCUAUGAUAGGUGGGUUAUUAUAUAGUCCGUGUGAGAAGUAUCCUUCACUAGUUUCUAUAUCACUCUUUAAAACAUAUCCAGGGUUGUUGCCACAGAUAGUAGAUUCUUUUUUAUGUUUAAUAACAUUUGUCUUAGUCUAUUUUUAUAUCUUUGAUAAUAACGUGAAUGGACAAGAAUUACAGAAGAAAAGCAUUUUAGAGUCAAUUCGACAAACAAUGAAGAGUCUAAUUUCGUUCUUUAAUAAAAAGAAUAAGUGGAGUCUAUUUUGUUCUUUUGAAUUCUUGUUACUUGGAUUUGGAAAUUCAACGUUCUUUGUGAUAUUUCCUCUUCUGAUGAUAGCAGAGUACGGGGUCGGUGGAUUCAAUUUUGGCACGAAUGACGUGGGAUACUUUAAUAUCACAAUUGCAACAUCUGGGAUAUUCGUUACUAUAUUUAUAUUUAAACCACUUAUGAAACUGACUAAUUUGCGCCACGUCUUUGCAACAACACUUUUCAUGACAUCUUUCAUGUACGCAAUAUUCCCUUCUAUAGAAGGUUUAAAUGGAAACGAAAUGAUUAAAUGGAGUGUACUUGUUAUAUACGGAUUACUCUAUGGAGGUGUCUCACAAUUCACAUUUUCUACACUAAUACCUUUAAUAUCAAAUAGUGCAGCUCCAGAAUAUAUGGGAGCUGCUAAUGGUGUCGCACAGAGCUUUAUUGCGCUUGCUAAAAUAGUUGGGCCAUCGACUAUGUCACCACUCCUCUCAUGGUGUUUUGUCAAUGGACUGAACUUCCCUUUGAACCAAUAUCUUCCUUUCUUCAUUUUGAUGCUCUCAGGAAUGGUGUGUGCACUUCUUAUCUUUGUAACACCAACUUCAAUUAAUUCAGUGUAUGUUAAACCUUACGACAAUGAAUACAACAAAAUUAUUGACGAAGAAAUUGAGUUAAACCCAAAUAUCGACGAAAAAAUCGAAGACCAAAAAAGUCAACCAGCGGAUAACGAGGAGUCGGUGGAGAGUCCAAUACGAGUCGCUGAGGCAAGUUUGUAA
Entamoeba invadens IP1 is the source of this 1602-nucleotide messenger RNA. RefSeq lists its product as hypothetical. The record is from RefSeq and is a predicted model, not a curated record. Gene Ontology annotation, molecular function: transmembrane transporter activity. Gene Ontology annotation, biological process: transmembrane transport. Lineage: Eukaryota; Evosea; Mastigamoebida; Endamoebidae. The transcript has a single exon. The coding region runs from base 1 to 1602 and encodes 533 amino acids.